AUGCGCCUUCAAACCCUCAUCCAAUUCACCCUCUCAUCAACAAUCCUCGCCCGAUCCCCCGAUCCCUCCCUCGGCUCCACCCUGAACAUAACCGUCCUCGGCGCGCGCCACAAUCGCUCUACCCUAGAGUGCUGGGCUCUUCAGUCAGGAUUUGAAACUUCUGUUCAGCCCGGGCAGGUCGGCAGCGCCGCGCUAGAUUUGGGCACUAUCGGCGGGAACGCGUCGUUUACGGUCUUGCCGGCUGGGUUUGAUGGAGGUAGACAUAACGCGCCUGCUUUGCAAUGGGUGGUCUUCCUGUCUGGUUUAGCGCAUAUCACGCUCCCUAAUUCGACUACCGAGGCCUGGAUUGAAGGUGGCAAGAAUGGAGUCAUACUGGCCCUCGACACUGCUGAUGUCAGUUCAUUGGGCCACUUCACCACGUACCCCUCGCAGGACCAGACGACAUCCGUGCUAAUCCCCCUUGGAGAGAAAGGGGUGCCGAGUCAUCAGGUCCUGCACAAGGGUCCCUGUCAGGGCGAGGAGUUGCUGGUAUAA
Messenger RNA from Penicillium coprophilum, 534 nucleotides. RefSeq lists its product as uncharacterized. The record is from RefSeq and is a predicted model, not a curated record. Lineage: Eukaryota; Fungi; Ascomycota; Eurotiomycetes; Eurotiales; Aspergillaceae. Bases 1 to 534 code for a protein of 177 amino acids. The transcript is spliced from 2 exons.